CCUUGCACCCUCCUUCUCUGCCUCGGGGAGUGACGGGACUCGCCCCGGCGGCGGCCGCCUUGCCCCGAGGGGCGCGUGCACUCGUUUUUCCGGCGGAGGGAGCGCGGCUCGCUGCGCGCUGCGUCCUACAAGAAGCACUGACGUAGGGGAGGGCCGGCAGUCGGCGCGGGAGCGGCCGGCGCUGGUUGCGCUGUGUCUCGCUGUGGUGUCGCGGUAGCGCGGGGCGGACGGCCGUGCUGGCCCCAGGGCGGUGGUCGCCGUCGCAGCGGCGCCCUCGGCGGAGAGGGCCGAAGCGGCCGGCCGAGCUGGGGAUGGGGAGGGCCGGGUCCCGCAUCUCUGCCGGGCGCGCGUGCGGCUCCGAGCGCGCACAGUGACGGCGACGGCGCCCCUGGCCCGGCAGCGCCGAGGCCGCUUCGCCAGGGAGCCCGCGGCCGGCGGCGGCCGGGCCAUGAAGAGCGGGCGAGGCCCGGUCAGGCCUCGCUGACCCCGGCCCCGCGCGGCGGCCUCCCCCGUUUCCGCUCCGGCCUCUCGGCAUGAGCGUCCGCCCGGGCCCGGGGCCCCGGCUGCCCCAGUCUGGCGGCCCGCGGGGGCGCUGCGGGCCGGCGGGCCCGCGGUGCUGAUCCCGGCCCGCUGCGCUGCCCCCUCGCCCGCUGUGUGCCCCGGGGGCGCGGUCAUGGAGGUGGUGGGCGACUUCGAGUACAGCAAGAGGGACCUCGUGGGACACGGGGCCUUCGCCGUGGUCUUCCGGGGGCGGCACCGCCAGAAAACUGAUUGGGAGGUAGCUAUUAAAAGUAUUAAUAAAAAGAACUUGUCAAAAUCACAACUACUACUUGGGAAGGAAAUUAAAAUCUUAAAGGAACUGCAGCACGAAAAUAUUGUAGCUCUCUAUGAUGUUCAGGAAUUACCCAACUCUGUCUUCCUGGUGAUGGAGUAUUGCAAUGGUGGAGACUUGGCAGAUUAUUUGCAAGCUAAAGGAACUCUGAGUGAAGAUACUAUCAGAGUGUUUCUGCAUCAGAUUGCAGCUGCCAUGCGAAUUCUGCACAGCAAAGGAAUAAUCCAUAGGGAUCUGAAACCACAGAACAUCUUGCUGUCUUAUGCCAAUCGCAGAAAGUCAAGUGUCAGUGGUAUUCGCAUCAAAAUAGCGGAUUUUGGUUUUGCUCGUUACCUACAUAGUAACAUGAUGGCUGCAACUCUGUGUGGGUCCCCAAUGUACAUGGCUCCUGAGGUUAUUAUGUCUCAACAUUAUGAUGCUAAGGCAGACUUGUGGAGCAUAGGAACAGUGAUAUAUCAGUGCCUAGUUGGAAAACCACCUUUUCAGGCCAAUAGCCCUCAAGACCUAAGGAUGUUUUAUGAAAAAAACAGGAGCUUAAUGCCUAGCAUUCCCAGGGAAACAUCACCUUAUUUGGCUAAUCUCCUUUUGGGUUUGCUUCAGAGAAACCAAAAAGAUAGAAUGGACUUUGAAGCAUUUUUUAGCCAUCCUUUUCUUGAGCAAGUUCCAGUAAAAAAAUCCUGCCCAGUCCCAGUGCCUGUGUAUGCUGGCUCUGUCUCUGGAGGCUCCUGUGGCAGCUCUCCAUCGUGUCGUUUUGCCUCUCCACCGUCCCUUCCAGAUAUGCAGCACAUUCAGGAAGAAAACUUAUCCUCCCCACCGUUGGGUCCUCCCAACUAUCUACAAGUGUCCAAAGAUUCUGCCAGUACUAGUAGCAAGAACUCUUCUUGUGACACGGAUGACUUUGUUUUGGUUCCACACAACAUCUCGUCAGACCACUCAUAUGAUAUGCCAGUGGGAACUGUUGGCAGACGUGCUUCAAAUGAGUUCUUGGUGUGUGGCGGGCAGUGUCAGCCUACUGUGUCACCUCACAGUGAAGCAGCACCAAUUCCAGUUCCUACUCAGAUAAGGAAUUAUCAGCGCAUCGAGCAGAAUCUUACAUCUGCUGCCAGCUCUGGCACAAAUCUGCAUGGUUCUCCAAGAUCUACGGUGGUACGAAGGUCUAACACCAGCCCGAUGGGCUUCCUCCGGCUGGGAUCCUGCUCCCCGGCACCGGCAGACACAGUACAGACAGUUGGACGAAGACUCUCUACUGGGUCUUCCAGGCCUUACUCACCAUCCCCUUUGGUUGGUACCAUUCCUGAGCAGUUGAGUCAGUGUUGCUGUGGGCAUCCUCAGGGCCAUGAAUCCAGGAGUAGAAACUCGUCAGGUUCUCCAGUGCCACAGGCUCAGUCCCCACAGCCUCUCCUGUUGGGUGCUAGACUACAGAGCGCCCCCACCCUCACUGACAUCUACCAGAACAAGCAGAAGCUUAGAAAGCAGCACUCUGACCCCGUGUGCCCAUCCCAUGCCGGGGCUGGGUACAGCUACUCACCUCAGCCCAGUCGGCCUGGCAGCCUUGGGACCUCUCCCACCAAGCACAUGGGGUCCUCUCCGCGGAGUUCUGACUGGUUCUUUAAAACUCCAUUACCAACAAUUAUUGGCUCUCCUACUAAGACCACGGCUCCUUUCAAAAUCCCUAAAACGCAAGCAUCUUCCAACCUGCUAGCCUUGGUUACUCGUCAUGGGCCUUCUGAAGAGCAAUCUAAAGAUGAGAAUGACCCGCGGGAAUGCUCUCAUUGUCUCUUAGUGCAAGGAAGUGAGAGGCAGAAGCCUGAGCAGCAGAACAAGGCAGUGUUUGGCAGAUCUGUCAGUACUGGGAAAUUAUCAGAUCAACAAGUAAAGACGCCUUUAGGUGGACAUCAAGGGAGCACGGAUAGUUUAAAUACAGAACGACCAAUGGAUAUAGCCCCUGCAGGAGCCUGUGGUGUUGUACUGUCACCUCCUGUAGGAACAGCAGCAAGUUCCAGGGCUGUCCUCUUCACUGUAGGAUCUCCUCCACACAGUGCCACUGCCCCAACUUGUACCCACAUGGUCCUUCGAACUAGAACAACGUCAGUGGGCUCCAGCAGCUCCGGAGGUUCCCUGUGCUCUGCAAGUGGCCGUGUGUGUGUGGGUUCCCCGCCUGGGCCAUGCCCAGGGUCUUCCCCUCCAGGAGCAGAGAUAGCUCCCAGCCUGAGAUACAUGCCUUAUGGUGCUUCACCCCCUAGCCUAGAGGGGCUCAUCACCUUUGAAGCCCCGGAACUGCCAGAGGAGACACUGAUGGAGCGAGAACACACAGACACCUUACGCCACCUGAAUGUGAUGUUGAUGUUCACUGAGUGUGUGCUGGACCUGACAGCUGUGCGGGGAGGGAACCCAGAGCUGUGCACAUCCGCUGUCUCCUUGUACCAGAUUCAGGAGAGUGUGGUUGUGGACCAGAUCAGCCAACUGAGCAAAGACUGGGGGCGAGUGGAGCAGCUGGUGUUAUACAUGAAAGCAGCACAGCUGCUGGCAUCAUCUCUGCAUCUCGCCAAAGCCCAGAUCAAGUCCGGGAAACUGAGCCCAUCCACAGCUGUGAAACAAGUUGUCAAAAAUCUGAAUGAACGAUAUAAAUUCUGCAUCACCAUGUGCAAGAAGCUUACAGAAAAGCUGAAUCGUUUCUUCUCUGACAAACAGAGAUUUAUUGAUGAAAUCAACAGCGUGACUGCAGAGAAACUCAUCUAUAAUUGUGCUGUAGAAAUGGUUCAGUCUGCAGCCCUGGAUGAGAUGUUUCAGCAGACUGAAGAUAUUGUUUAUCGCUACCAUAAAGCAGCCCUUCUUUUGGAAGGCCUAACUAAGAUUCUCCAGGACCCUGCAGAUAUUGAAAAUGUACAUAAAUAUAAAUCUAGUAUUGAAAGAAGAUUGUCGGCACUCUGCUAUAGCGCCUCGGCCAUGUGAGCGGCAGCAGGCUUGUCCGCGGACCAGUGGUGGGAUGUGAAGGGAUGCGUCUGCGAGUAUAGCUUGGAUUCGGUUGCCCCAUCCCCAGGAAACUGUAGUUUCUUACCUGGUGAUUACCAAAGAGCAAGCAGUCAUUUCAAAAAGGAAAACAAUCCAAAAACUACAUAUUUGUAGGAAAUCUGCCUUAUCAGAGAUGCUACCCCUUCCCUUUCUUUGUAGGGCAGAAGCAAGAGUAUUCCACUUGGCUCUCACUUUGAACUUGGUAAAUAAAUGUACGUUAGAACUAGAAUUAUCAGUACAGUUAUUCUUAAGGAUAAUUAAGAAUGAAACAAAGUGAGUGGCUCUUCACUCAGUUCACCAGAGCAAUGUGUGAAAUUCCACAUGUUUACUGAGGGAUAAAAGUGAAAAAACCUACAUCUCAUCCAGGCAGUUUGAUACAUGGGUAAGUUUGUCUAAAUCUGAGCACGCGUCCUUAACCAGCUCAGGAAGCGAUAGCUUAAGAAGCAGCGAAAGAUGGCUCUUGGAAGAAAUUGUGAAAUCUUCAAUUUGAUCUAAUAUGGACACACGUUAAUCUUCCAGAAUCUUUCAUAUUGCACUAAUUUAUUAAAACAACUGUGUAUUGGAUUUUACAGUUUGAAACUAACUGAGGCGCAAUAGACUUGUUUAAAAUAUUUUACUUGGUUAUAUACACAUCCCCUUUCCAGAAUUCACAUGUAAUCUGUAUGGACUUUUCUCUGGUAAAAGCUUGUGUUCAUGUGAACCUUCGAAUUUUUUUGACCUAUCCAUCUACACCUGCAAAUCUGCUAAGUGAUGUUUUUGAGUUGCUGGUGGUUUGCUUUUGGUUGCAUUUUUUGUGCAUGUAGAAUGUGCAUUGAUGCCUGUGACCUCUAGGUUUAUUAAAGGCUAGGUUUAUUUGGGCAGUAGUAGAAAAAAUACCAAUCAAGAGAUUCUCUCAAGAAUUUUAUAGGGCCAAAACAAAGCUGGUGAUCUAAAAGGCUUGUUGGUGAUGUGAAGUUUCUACAUGAGGUUAGUGAAAAAUCAAGUUUGUUUUCUCUUAGGAAAGCGGGCAGCUCUCUUCAGCCUACUGUGUAUUUUUUAGGUUGAUCCUGACAGUUCACCCAAUAGCUAGUCAUGGAGAAUGCAGGCAGUUAACACCCCUCCAGGAAUGGUUCCUACAUUGUAUAUUAUUUGAUUUUUUUUUUUUUUUUUUACUUAUCUGCUUGAAUACUUGAAUAAACCAUUCUCCAGUUUUAAUCUCUUUAUUUUAAUCCUUUUAGGUAAUAUAAUCUGAACUCUGACAAAUUGCACAGAAGCUCUUUGGCAUUAAUCUAAUUUUAGUGUACUGAUUAAAACAAACAAAAACAUGGUUUUCCUUUACUUUGACGAAGUAAUGUAAUUUUUACCUUAUUUAUCUCUAUGAAAUUCCAGCAAUUAAUUUGAACAUUUAUUUAUAUGAUGUUUGUAUUUUUAGGUCUUUAAUACAGUGUUUCUACCUCUCAUUUGUAACUGCAUGCAUUAUUCUUGAAACUAGGUAAAACUCACUGAAUUGUUGUGUAAUAACCUUUUUAUUAUUGCCUGUACAGAUAUAUAUUAAGGUAAAAUAAAACUGACAAAGUGUUUCUAGGGUAAAACUGGGUCCGUAUUACGUGGCUUAUUAGGCCAGGUCCUUCCUCAGUGAGUUUGGAGGCUUGGUCAUUAAUAUUCUUUGUCCUGCUCCAGAUUUCAGGUUCUCGGUGACUGUCACACAGGCUGCCAGGAAUGUAGACUAGUGAGGGUUCCUGCCCCUCCCUCAGAGUUCGAAGCACUGUUGUUAGUGAUACUCUAUUUUGUAUAGUUUUUUUUUUGAGUCUACAGGGCAAUUUUCUUUAUUUUCUCUCAGAUAUCACCCAUGUUAUCUCAAUGGAUCCUUUAAGUGGGUGGGUUGAUUCUGACCCUUUCUCCCCUUCCAUUUUUUUUUUAAACACAGGAUGAAACAGGUUCAUAGAGAGUAAGUGAUUGGUCUGAAGUCAGGUAACUGGGGAAGUGGUUAAGCCAUGCUUUGUGACUUCCAAGUUCAUUCUUCCUCUUGUGUAAUAAAGGUCUGUGGUAGAUAGUGUGUGUGAAACCGAGAAGUCUGAACAGCAGAGGAGAACAAACUGUAAAUUCAUGAAUAAUGAUUCUGAUUAUACUUCCGUUAUCAAGGCCAAUUGUUUUAAGAGAUUUUGCCUUGAUUAUAGCAAUAAUAAACAAACGCUUUAUGUUUCCAUGAGUAUUUUUUAAUUUCGUAUCAUGUAUUUCAUAAAAUAGAAGUGAGCCAGUCCACACAGGCGUGAGUUGACACUUACAUUUAAGCCAUAACUUGGAACGUUAUUGACCAUAUGCAUCUCAGUAGAGGAGUAAUCAGUGGAUUUGCUCAGUGGCUGUUCCUGCUGUAAGGAUUUGCUGUGCCGUGCUCUGUGCUGAAUCUGAUGCCUCCCACAGUCCCAUGCUCCCUUCUCCCGGCCAUGAGGAAUACUAGAGAGCGAUUAUUCUGCCCCUCCUGGAGUCGUGAGAGGAGCUAGGAGAGUUUAUUGCCUCAAUCUCCACAGUGUACUAAGGAGGAAGUUGAGUUGGACACAGUGGACCUGAGGCCAUUGACUCAGUACCUGAAAAAAUCCUUGAGGUGAGAGAAGUCAUUUGAGCACAGGCCUUGGGGCAAGACUUCCACUUUUAAUGGAAGCUCCCUCCUUGUAGUUUCCAUCAUCAGUCUUAAAUUCUUUCUGGAACAAAGCCAAAUCGUAUUGCUCUAGGAAGAUUGCCUGCUGACAUACUUGACUGGGAGUAGCUGCUGCUCAGAGCUCCUGAUGUCCUCAGAAGCAUGUGUGCCCGCCUCUCCACAGCCUUGAGACAGUUUACUUCUGGGUCCUAGACCCUUGAAUCUUCAGCCAGGGAAGCUCUUGAGGCCUACCCAAGUCUCUUUCUUCUUUGUCAAAGCCUUUGUGAGAAGACUUUCUUUGGGAGAGGGGUCAAGAUGGUAUUUUCCUCACCUGAAUCAGAGGAAACCUCAUCAGAAGCAAUCCACCUGGAAAAGCCCUGCACUACAGGACACUGACCAACAGCCCUAAAAUCUCAGAUUUUGUGAAAGAGGCGAAGUCAAACAGGUGCAGGGUCGAUGUGAAUUCAGUGACCAGACUAUAGCAAAGAAAAGAUCAGAGGCUGAGGGCCUGCUGUCAGCGUGGCCCCACACACAGCCACCUGCAGAGGCUGUGCAGGGCAAGGACACGGGCACACGUGGUCCUGAGUGAGGCCGGUCUGCACUCUGUGCAGGUGAAACUAAUCUGUAGGUUUUCCCCUUUUCACAGAGGGCCUCUUAGCCCAGUUUUUAACGUGCCAUAAGGAUCUUUGUUGUUUAGUGUGUCCUCUUUCGACAGCCUCCAAGGAGCUUCCUGGGAGUGGAUCUGAGCUGUGGAGGCUGUGGAGGUGACUGAGCACUGGGCCUUGCCCUUGCCCUUGGCCUAGAGGCUUUCCUGAAGUCCGUACACAAGGGAGACACAGGGCUGGCCUGUCCUGGGCAAGAACGCUUGGGUGCACCAUAUGAGCGCUGCCCAGCGCUGAGACCAUCCUGCUCUGAGACUGCCCUGCUCUUUGAGAGUUUACUUACAUCACAAGACAGACCAGCUGAGCACUCGUUUGUGGAAAACUGUUCUCUACCUCCUUGGCGUAAGGGUCCACUUAGUCUGGGGCUCCAGCUCCCCUGUGCCUAGCUGUGUGUCCGUGGACAGGUUCCCUGACCUCUCCAUAUCUGUCAGACAGUGGGAACGGCACGGAGCUCAUAGAGUAGGGGUAAAAAUGAAGCAAGUGUGAAGUUGGAACAGCACUGGGCACAUCGUCCUUGGUGACGUUAGCUGUUGUAGGGUCAUUGGUCUGCAGCUCCUUGCUGUUCUGUUUUGUUUGGGGGAAAGGAGGAGAACAAUUUGUGUUGCGUUUCUUUGGGGCAAGGCCUGGAUUUAGGACUCACUGGAACCACAUUUGCUCUUGUUAUCUCGUUCAGAUAACUUCUGAAAGGACAGAGCUCCUUCUCCAGCUGACCCACCAGGCACGCUGCUUUCAGACAUCCUGUAAUUACCCUUUUAAGUUAAUGAAAUGCAGUUUAAUGAAAUGUUUGUAUCAAUCUAAUGUUUGUUACUUCAUUUGAUCCUCAUGUCAACCCUUAUUUGCCUCAUUUUACAGAUGGAAAAAACAGUCUUGGAGAGUAAUUUCCCCAAGAGAAAGGCCACAGGGCCGAUGGUGCUGGAAGCAGCCUGCUACCAGGCUUUGGACAGCCACGCUGCUGGGCUGGGAGCGCUGUCCUCUCUGCACGUGUGCCUGGAGUCCCACAUGUGCUCACUCCCGCGUCCUUCUGUCCCGGCUUUCUCGUGGUGUACAGGAAGAAGGGACAGAAGGCAGUCUUACGCCAUGUGGUGUGCAGAUGUCUGAUGCCGGACCCAUCUUCUCGCUAGUGGAAGGCAGCACAUUUCAAGAGCAGGUGAGGUCAGCAGCUCUGUGCAGCCGCUCGCUUGUCGGACUGGAGUUGAAGCUCAGGAGCAGUCGGUUUCAGAAACCACCGUUGAAACCCCCAGUGAGAGGGCUUCCUCGACAGAUCAAUAAACUUGUGCGUUUGACCGA
Molecule: messenger RNA, 8407 nt
Organism: Equus caballus (horse)
Lineage: Eukaryota; Metazoa; Chordata; Mammalia; Perissodactyla; Equidae
Gene: ULK2
Product: unc-51 like autophagy activating kinase 2
Biological process (GO): piecemeal microautophagy of the nucleus; axon extension; reticulophagy
Cellular component (GO): phagophore assembly site membrane; autophagosome; cytoplasm
Molecular function (GO): ATP binding; protein serine/threonine kinase activity
Source: RefSeq, a predicted model, not a curated record